ACAUUAAUGGCUGCCAAUCUCGAACGAAGCAGUGGGAUUUUUUCCAAUUUUUCAUUUUCGCUCCAAUUUGCAAACUUUAACAAAUAAAGAUUUAAAUAAACGGAACAGUGUAUAAAGUGCAAGUUUCUUAACGGAAACAAAUACCGAAUAUAGGCAUUAUGUGGCCGCAAGCACUGCAAAUGACCAGAGACGAAUGUCGAGGCAUUUUACGGAGACUUGAGCUGGAAUCGUAUUCUCAAGUAAUAAGUGUGUUUCGCGCUCAAGGAGGUCUGAGUGAAGCCAAGGCUAAACUGUUAGAGGAAUUGCGUGGUAUAUUUCACAUAUCAACUGAACGACACCGUGCAGAGGCCCGACGUGUUGCCAAUGAUGAACAAUUGGCCACAAUUGCGGAAGCUAUAUCUGGACCAAAUACAUGGCAAGAAUGGUCGCGUGAAGGUAGACGUCCUUAUCCGUUGUUGCCACGUGUGGCUCCCCAUACAGCCUUAGCUCUAAUUGCCAAUAAUGUGGCGGAGGAAACAGCUAAUGAAAAUCAAAAGCUUCCCUACCCUGCUGAAACUGGUGAGGCCAUUAAGGAAGAACAGCAACAAAUUGAAAAGCAAAGACCAAGCGAAAUUGUGGAGCGUAAUAAUCAUGUAGUAACCAGUGAUCCGUUCAAAAUACCAGAAAUACCCUCUGGUACUGGCAAAAAGAAUUUAAAACGCAAUAUACACGAUCAAAAUCAAAAUGUAAGUGGUGUUGGUUCGGGUAAAAAACGUGCUAUCAGCGAAAAUUCACCACAAAAGAAUCAUCAACAUUCUGCGGCGAAUCGGCAACAAUAUCCACACAUAACGGCAAAUUCACCACAAGUGAACAACAAUAUUACUGCGUCCACCAACCAUGAACAGAAAUCUAAACAACAGCAGCAAGCCGCAGCAGCUGCUGCUGCACAGCAUCAACAUUUACAAAAACAACGUUAUUUCCAUCAUCAACAGCAGUUGACCAAGCAGAAAAUGGCUAAGAAGGCAGCUGCUGCAGCAGCCGCUGGUAGUGCGAGCAAGAGGCAAGCAACACCGGCCAAAAGUGGUAGAAGGGCUCAACAGAAGUUAUUAUUGGAACAGCAUCAGCAACAACAACAGCAACAGCAGAUGUCUCUCAAACAAAUUGGUGAACCACAAUCACAAAAUAUACCACAUAGUGGAUCAAUGCAUAUCGAUCUGACAUCAUCGCAACCAAUUGCCGUGAAUUCUGUUUUGACCCAACAACAAAAUGAUCUGCAAUUCUUGACAUAUGCCACCCAGAACGUGCCGCCGCAACAGAUUCUAAUGGAUGAACAACAAUCUGCUGCACAAACUCAAAUACAUAUAUUGCCUGCGAAUCAACCGCCAAGUGGAACAUCGUUAAUAACACCGGCAACACCGUCGUUACUACCGUCACCAACAACGCCCCAAAUUGCAGCUUCGAAGCGCGAUGUCUCGAAAAAUCUUAAUAAACUGCAGCAGAUGCAGCAGAAUCAACACCAACCUGUCCCAAUAUCCUUCCCCUCCGGCACACCUUCAGUAAUAUCAUCGCAUGAUAUGCAAAGUAAUAUCGGUACGAUAAUAACCUCCCAAUCGCCCGCUGUUAAAUCAUCUACGGAGAAAUCUCUGAUCUCUACCACACCAGUGCAAAAAUAUAUUGUCGAGGAACGCCAGCCGAUCAUAAGUACGGCACCCGGUUCGAUUGUUAGUUUACAAAGUUCUCCAAAUCCAUCAUCGGCGAAUGCAGGUUCUACCAGCCAUAUAAUACAGGUAUCAAAUGCUGGUGGACAGACAUCUCAAAUAAUGGCCUUGCCACAAUUUUCCGCAGCAGCUACAAAGUUGCGUGCAGUAAACACUACGCUUAUAGCUCCGGGGUCAAAAAUUUCCCCGACGAACAAUAAGAAAAUUACAACCAUAACAUCACCGCUGUCGCCGAUAAAUGCAGGUGCAUUGCAUGAAUUGGCAAACGUGGCUAGCACCCAGAGUCAGGUCCUGCAUAUUGUGGAAACGACACAAGGCGGCAGCUCAAAUCCCACAAACAGUACAUCAUUUGCUUCAUCCCUGCAGACACCACCGGCGGUAAUUCAAAUACAGAGCGGUACAACAGGUGUAAGUGCUGUUAGUACUCCAUCCGAUGUUGUCCCUGUUGCUCCUGCGCCAGCUCCAACAUCACAGAGUAAGGUGUUGACUACGACAAUAUUGCCUUUGGUUUUAUCCGGAACUGGUGGUGGUGUUAGUGUUGGUGGCAACAGCACCAGCAGCUCUGGCAGUUCUCCUUCCAUUAGCAAUGCGCCGAUUAUAAUCGGAUCAACGUGUUCCACUGCAGGCAGCUCCACUACAACAUCCACAACCACAACAGCUGCUACUGCUACCACCUUCAUUAAGAAUCUUCCCUCGACAGUGGUAUUGAAUACCAACACAAAUACUUUGACACCAGUUACCGUUACGGGCACCAUUUUCUCCACGCUGGGCGCUGGAGCAACAGUGUUUCGUAAACCGCAAAAUAUAAUAAAAACAUCAGUGGCCACCGCCGCCGUCACGUCCACUUCCAAAUGUACGACUGCCGUCUCGGGUGCUCCGCAUAUCAUUAGCAAUGUAAAGUUAACUCCCAUGAAUGUUAGCACCACGAACGCCGUGGUGACACCGCUCUGCUCAGCAAAUUCAACGUUUAAAAAUGUGUUGCCAACCACUUCGGGUAUGAUGAGAACGAGUGUAAAAAUCUGUCAGUCACCCAAUGGAAAAGUUGUAAUACAGCCGGCAGGUUUGAUGGAUGGUUCGAAGGUGAAGUUGAAUACAUCUACACUGUCACAUAAGAUUUUAGCCAGUAGCGUGACGAAUUCAGCAACGGCUACAUCGGUUGCCGGUGGGACGGGAGGCCAACGCAUUGCCAUACAAAAAGUACAAAUAAUUCCGGCACCAUUGGGAUCUCCGGCUGCUGGGACGACGACUAUUCAAGCAGCUGGAACAACGGCCUUGGGAUCUAAAACCACUACAUUGACGGGCAAGAGCAAUAUGAUUUUUAUGCCUUCAUCCGCAACGGCUAAUGUUCGACCAGUUACCCUCUCUAAAAUGGGCAACAACAUAUUGUUGAAAUCAACCGCAUGUGCACAGCUGGCCAGUUCUCCAGAUGGCAAUAGUGGAGCAAAAACAAACAUCGUUGUUCUGGGACCAUCCUCCUCCAUCCAGACACAGAACACCAAUCCCAAUCCUAGCACAUCUACAUCCACAUUAAAGGAUACCCUAAGCCAGAAUAAAAUUGAAAUGAACAGCAGUGCUUCAUCGUUUAUGAAUGAAGAUGCACCCUUGGAUAUUCUAAAUAUGCCUAUAGUAAUGGAUCCGGGUGUGGGCGUAGCAUCUGGCGGUGGAGAUACUGUAACCGUAUUAUCCGGAGGAAAUAUACUAGAUAGCAAUGCGGCAGCAAAUACUACAACCACAACUCCAAUUAUUGUUGAACAGGGCAACAGUACCCAUUUGCCACUGUCGUCAGCGACCCAACAAACGGUUAUACUUGGGGCUACCGACUGGGAAAUGGAAUUAGACCAAGCCAUAACUACGGCGGCACACAACAACAAUACCACAAUUCAAUACCAAAAAUCCAGCACAAGUAAUACAAAACAAAAGCGAUCCAUAUCAACAUCAUCGUCUUCGAAUUCCUCGUCAUCGUUGUGUGUCACCGCCAAUAAGAUGAAACGCAUCAACAGUGAUUUGAUUUCCAUUGAGUUGAAAUCGAAUAGGCCCACCACAUUAUCCAGCCACGUAAAAUCAUUGCCUUCCUCGAAUAACAACAGCACGAACAACAUAAUUGUUGUCGACAGCUUUGAUGAUGUCAUUGUGGAGGAACACGAAGAUGAUUUGACAUCCACCUGUUCCACGAAUGUGGAGCAAACGUCUACUGAAACGGCAAAAAAUCGAAUCCACGACGACGACCAACCAAAAAUAUUAGAUAUGCAAAUAUACCAGCAGCAUGAUGGUGGUGUUGAUGGUGGCAAAUCACAAAUAACCAUUGUUGCCGACAAUAAUGAAGGCCCGGCAACAAAUGUGUCGGAGAACAGACAAAGGAAAAUCCAAUCGAAUGUCAUGAGAUCACAACCACAACAACAACCGGAACAACGACAACGUCAACAGCAUAUGGAAUGUGAAGUAGAUGCGGGAUUUGAUGAAACAAUAGUUUCUGAGAUCGAUGAAAAUACCGCAAUAGAAUACAUUGAAGAAGAUGGAGCUUUAGUCACAUCAUCGUCGUCCUCGUUGUUGCCAACAGUUACCAGCCAAUCCAACUCCAAGGAGUCAUCAACCGAAGCAGUAAUUUUAACCAAAGCUCUUAGUAGUGGUGUAAGCACCACAACUAUUAAAUCAUCUCUAAACACCAGCAAUAUUGGAGCCAAACCCAGUAAAGAGCACCCCACUGAUGCAAUGGAGACAACAGUGAAUAAUUCAAACACCCAACUACAGCAGCUGCAGCCAGAAACACAAGCCAACAACAGUGGUAGUAGUACACAGGUUGAACCUUAA
Molecule: messenger RNA, 4505 nt
Organism: Musca vetustissima
Lineage: Eukaryota; Metazoa; Arthropoda; Insecta; Diptera; Muscidae
Product: mucin-2-like
Exons: 5
Coding region: 159-4505 (1448 amino acids)
Biological process (GO): regulation of DNA-templated transcription
Cellular component (GO): nucleoplasm
Source: RefSeq, a predicted model, not a curated record